Molecule: messenger RNA, 453 nt
Organism: Chilo suppressalis (striped riceborer)
Lineage: Eukaryota; Metazoa; Arthropoda; Insecta; Lepidoptera; Crambidae
Source: the annotation of a GenBank genome assembly
AUGUUAGAAGUAACUUGUAAUGAUCGUCUUGGUAAGAAAGUCCGGGUAAAAUGCAACCCUGACGACACUGUUGGCGAUUUAAAAAAGUUGAUUGCAGCACAAACAGGCACUCGAUAUGAUAAAAUAGUGUUGAAAAAAUGGUACACUGUUUUCAAGGACCAUAUCAAAUUAUCAGAUUGUAUCCUUUUCAAAUUUUCUGUCCUUAAAGUGGCUAUACACCUUCCGAUCCCAUCAGAUUUAUCGAAAAUUCUAAAUCGUAGGCAUAUUCGUGUCCGACAUGCUAGCGUACUCAACAUCGAAUUCGAGGAAUUAAUAACUGUUUACAUGGUGUACGCUGGCGCGUCGAGUAAGGUAGCGUACACCAAGGCAAUCUCGAAAACGGCUUGCUAUUAUGCAACCAUCACAGAAAAUAGUUCCCACACUGCAAAAUUUCAUAAGGGAACAGAGAUGUAG